Messenger RNA from Arxiozyma heterogenica, 2217 nucleotides. It is a transcript of the gene MAK5, whose product is annotated as ATP-dependent RNA helicase. The transcript has a single exon. Gene Ontology annotation, molecular function: ATP binding; RNA helicase activity; nucleic acid binding. Bases 1 to 2217 code for a protein of 738 amino acids. Lineage: Eukaryota; Fungi; Ascomycota; Saccharomycetes; Saccharomycetales; Saccharomycetaceae. The record is from RefSeq and is a predicted model, not a curated record.
AUGGGAAAAAGUAAAAAAGAAAUUAAUGUAAAGGAUUUGAAAUGGAAGAAAGUUGAUAUUGGUGAUGCUUUAGACGAUUUCAAUGGAUUUUAUGGAUUAGAGGAAAUAGAAGGUGUUGAUGUUAAGAUUAUUAAUGGUCAAGCGCAUUUUUAUUCUAAAGAUGAAGAAAUUGAUUUGAAUAAAAUAGGCAACUAUGAUAGUGAUAAAGAUGUAGAUGAAGAUGAUAAUGACAAUGACAAUGAUGAAGGGUAUAGUGAAGGUGAAUUGAUUGAGUUUAAAAAUUUUGAUGAUAUUAAAGAAGGUGAGUUGAGUGCUGUAUCGACCGAUGAUGAGCAAGAGAAGGAAAAUAAAGAUGGUAUGAAUGAUGAGGCAGGUGUUGACGAAAGUGAAUAUGAAAGUGCAAACGAUGAAUUAACCAUAAAUGUAUUCACUUCAAAUAUUAAUUUAAAUGAUGUUGAUAUGGAAUUACCCGAAUGGACAAAGAUUGAUUCUUCUUUAUCUAUGACCAUCUUACAAGGUCUUUCUAAAUUAGAAUUUUCAAAACCAACAGAGAUUCAAGCUAAAGCCAUCCCCUAUGCAUUAAAGGGAGAAGAUAUUAUGGGUAAGGCUUCUACAGGUUCUGGUAAAACGUUAGCUUAUGGUAUUCCUAUCUUAGAAAAUUUAGUAAAAUCGUUAAAGGAGAACGAUUUUACAAGUUGUAUUGGUAUCAUUUUUACACCAACUAGAGAAUUAGCACAACAAGUUACUAGACAUUUACAAAGGGUUUCAGAGCAAAUCCUAGUAGGUGAUAAUAAAUGUGCAAUAUUGUCCUUAACCGGUGGUCUCUCUAUUCAAAAACAAGAGAGAUUAUUGAAUUAUAAAUGUAGUGGUAGAAUCAUUGUUGCCACCCCAGGUCGUUUCUUAGAGUUAUUAGAAAAAAAUGAUAAAAUGAUUAAUAGAUUCUGUGAGACUAAAACUUUAGUAUUAGAUGAAGCGGAUAGAUUAUUGCAAGAUGGGCAUUUUGAUGAAUUUGAAAGAAUCUUAAAAUUGUUAUGCCAAAGACGCCAGAAGAAGUAUAGUAGGAAAUCCUAUUGGCAAACAAUGAUUUUUUCCGCAACAUUUUCCAUGGAUCUAUUCAGUAAGUUAUCUUCAAAUCAAUCGUUAAAUAAAUUUAAAAAUAACAAAAAUAGCAAAAAUUACGAUGAAUUGGAACUCGUCUUAAGGUAUUUGAUGAACAAAAUUCAUUUUAAAUCUAAGCCAAUUAUUAUUGACACAAAUCCAGAAGAUAAAGUUAGUUCACAAAUCAAGGAAUCUUUGAUUGAGUGUGCAUCUUUAGAACGUGAUUUAUAUGUUUAUUAUUUCUUAAUGAUGUACCCAGGUCAAACAUUAAUCUUUUGUAAUGCAAUUGAUUCAGUGAAAAAAUUAAACAGUUUCUUAAACUUCCUUAAAGUUUCAUCAUUUCAAAUUCAUUCAUCAAUGACACAAAAAAGUCGUCUGAAGAAUUUAGAAAGAUACCAAAAACAGGCACAUCACAAUAACGUUCUAGGUAAACCAACUGUUUUGAUAGCUAGUGAUGUUGCUGCUAGAGGGUUGGAUAUCCCUGGAAUCCAACAUGUAAUCCAUUACCAUCUACCUCGUACUGCAGAUGUAUAUAUACAUAGAUCUGGUAGAACAGCUCGUGGCUCAAAUGAAGGUGUCUCUGUUAUGAUUUGUUCACCACAAGAAGCAAUGGGACCAUUAAGAAAAUUACGUAAAUUAUUAUCAAAUGAUAAGAAAAUUGUUAAAAAUAAGAAAUGGCAAAAGACUGUUCCAUUAAUGCCCAUUGAAGUCGAUGUGGUGAAUCAAUUAAGAGAACGUCAUGAAUUGGCCACUCAACUAGCUGAUCAUGAUAUUGCAUCAACAUCACUUCAUAAAGAUGAUAAUUGGCUAAAAAAGGCAGCGGACGAUUUAGGAAUUGAUGUGGAUUCAGAUGAUGAAAUCAGGGAUGUAUUUUUAGCCAAGAACAAGACAAAGAAACUAAAUAAAACUAUGAGUAAAGAAGAGGUGAAAUAUGCCAAAGCUCGAUUGAAUGAGUUACUAAAUGAACCAAUUCGUAAAGAUCGUAGAAAGAAAUAUUUAACUGGGGGAUUAGUUAAUCUUGCAGAUGAUUUAGUUAAGAAGAGAGGACAUGAUUCGAUCGUUGGUCACCAUAAAGUUGAUGCAUUAGAAGUAUUAAAAAAGAAAAAACCAAAGAUUUAA